AUCAAUCAUCUUCAAAUUCUUGUCAGACCUUUUGGAAUAGUAUAGACCUUUAGAAAGUACAUGUACAUGUAGUUGAAACAUCUAGUCUUUCAACUUAGUAGUUGCGUGCUUCGUCAAUCGCUGCAGUUCAAAUUGGUGGCAAAACAUACCGUAACUACAAGUCAAGUCAUUGUGCUUUCUAGUGCAUGUAGGAGCUUUCUAGAUCUAUUCAUAGAACAUUGCUGUUUUCUCUGGAAAAUUGAUUUCGAACCGUGCCAUCAGAAUGGCGUCGGAAAGAAGUGUUAAGCUAGAUCGAGCAUCCCAGCAAUGGCUGAAUGAUUGGUCGACAUUAGUGGAGGAGUAUCGCCGGAUCAAGGAAAGCCACCGGAAGCUCAAGUUGAUGCUUGAUGAUUAUGCCAAGCAUCCGACUAGAAUUGGCAAGCAAUUGAAAGACUUGAAGAACUCGAGAGCACGUGUCUCUGGCACGUCUUUUGCAGAAUCAGCAGAGCACCUUACGCAGCUGGAUCAGAUGGAAAAGGACCUCCUUGAGAUCCGUGCAACGCUACCGAAGCCAAAUCAUAUCAUAUUGCAGAUCGUCCUGGGUGAUCUGAACGUUCAAAUGCGUAACGAGAAGGAAAAGUUUGCGUACAAGGAGCAGUAUGAAGUUUUCAAGCUCAGAGUCACCAUCAUAACCUGCUUUCUAGCUAUUUCAUGCUUUUUGUUUCCAUCACGAACUUUGGAUGCCGUUCUACACUUCCUAUUCGUCUGGUACUACUGCACUGUCACCAUACGAGAACACAUUUUGCGUGCCAAUGGCUCCAGGAUCAAGGGAUGGUGGCUAAUGCACCACUACUUCUCUACUAUCAUCUCUGGUCUUCUCUUAGUAUGGCCGGAUGACGAUCUGAAUGCAGCCUUCAGACCAACUUUCAUCUCCUUCUCCAUGUACAUGGGGCUUACUCAGUUUAUACAGGCAUACUAUCAGCGCAGUUUCCUAAUCAAGCGUGAAACACUGAUGGGAAGCCGUGGCCGUGACAUAUCCACUGAUGGAGUUCGUGUGAAGACGCUUUCAGAUCUACGGUUUUUGAUCCCCUUUCUCUUUGGUGCUUAUAUCUUCCAGUUUUACAAUGCCUAUGUGCUGAUCACACUCUGGCAGUACACUCCGAGUGCGACAUUCCAUGUGGUAUCCUGUGGAGUGUUAUUCGCUAUUGUGGGUACCGGCAACCUAGCAACGACACUCAUGGUGCUCUGGACCAAGUACAAGCAAACAAAGAAAGCUUGAGCUGUACACCCAGUGACUUUCCAUUUGUAUAGCAGUGGUAUGGGUGUCUCUCCCAGACAUCAGAUUCACUGGUGUGUGCCUCUUCCCUGUAUUUUCAACCUCUGUGCCGUAACCCGUACAGUACACAGUGCACAGUUGGGCGGAACUUUUCUUGGCAGGAGGCCGAGGAGGGUGUUUGCUGUGAAUCCAACACGGAUUGCUCCUACAAUGUUUUGAAUCAGUGACUUCAGUGUUGAUGGAUGUUCAUCGAUGCUUUCCUUUCUCAUCAAUGGUGACCUUACAUUAUAGGCACUGCUUUCUUGUUUUGUCACAUCGUUAAAAUAUUCCAUCCGUCUAUUUUAAAAAAAAAUAUUUUUGUCCAUACCAUCCAUGGACACGUCAUCGAUUUCGACAAGUAGGUAUUUCUAUUAAUAGUAUUAUCCUUUUAAAGAUAUGCAUGCACACUGGACAUGAUGAUAAAGUCAGUCACUACUAAAACGUACAACACAGUUCUUUCUUUCAUUACCAUUGAAGUCUUUAGAAAGAGUCAAAGUCUUGCUAUGACUACUUCACAUACUCCCA
This is a messenger RNA of Sycon ciliatum, 1819 nucleotides long. RefSeq names its product ion channel TACAN-like. The record is from RefSeq and is a predicted model, not a curated record. Lineage: Eukaryota; Metazoa; Porifera; Calcarea; Leucosolenida; Sycettidae. Gene Ontology annotation, cellular component: membrane. Bases 263 to 1258 code for a protein of 331 amino acids. The transcript is spliced from 12 exons.